CAUUCUUCCUUUGACCACAGAUGAUUUCUUCUGCGUUUUCUUUUCUUUCACUCCCUUCAGCCACAAAGAAGUGGUGCAAUAAAAAAAUUGACUAGAGAGAGGCAAGGAAGGGCCCCACCCAGUGAAUCUAAUUUUGCAUUCUGCCUUGUGAAGAGUUCCCUUGAAACAGAGGCUGCCGGUGGGAUUUCCCUCUUGUGAAGAGUUUCCCUUGAAGCAGAGACAACCUUGAACUUCACCAUGUACACAGCAAUCCCUAAAAGCGGCUCUCCCUUUGAUGCUUCGGUCAAGGAACCAGGCCUGCACAUCUGGCGAGUGGAGAAGAUGAAGCCUGUGCCUGUUCCACCAGAACUGAGAGGCAUUUUUUACACUGGGGAUUCCUAUCUGAUUCUUCACAACAGAGAUGACGAUCACUCCAGUGUGCACAUCUGGAUUGGUCAGAAUUCCUCCCGAGACGAACAGGGCGCAUGUGCCCUACUCUCCACCCACCUUAACUCCUUCCUUAAGGAAAAGCCGAUCCAAUAUCGGGAGGUACAGGGCAACGAGUCAGAUAUUUUUAUGGAGUACUUCCCACAUGGCAUCAAAUAUCAGGAAGGUGGGGUGGAAUCUGCUUUUAACAAAGCCCAGGCCAGCCAAGGACCUCAACCCAUCCACAAACUGUACCAAGUGAAAGGGAAGAAGAAUAUCCGGGCCACUGAAAGGGAACUGAGCUGGGCCAGUUUCAACACUGGUGAUUGCUUCAUUAUGGACCUGGGAGAGACCAUCUUUACUUGGUGUGGGGCAAAAUCCAAUAUCCUGGAGCGCAACAAAGCUCGUGAUUUAGCCACUACGAUUCGGGACAGUGAGAGGAAGGGGAGAGCCCGAGUGGAGAUCAUUGCAGAUGGUGAAGAGCCAGCUGAGAUGAUAACGGUGCUGGGCCCUAAACCACCUCUGAAAGAGGGUAGACCUGAAGAUGAUGCUGUUGCAGAUCAGAAAAAUGCAGUGGCUGCUGUGCUAUACAAGGUCUCCGAUAUGACUGGGAAAAUGAGCCUGACAAAGGUGUCUGAAUCCAGUCCGUUCCGCCAGGAUCAACUCAUCACAGAUGACUGUUUCAUCUUGGACAAUGGCCAAUGUGGCAAGAUCUAUGUUUGGAAAGGCCUUAGAGCCAAUGAACAAGAACAGCAAGCGGCUCUGAAGGUGUCAGAAAACUUCAUCUCCCAGAUGAAAUAUCCUCUGAAUACACAGGUGGAAAUCUUACCCCAAGGCCGUGAAAGUCCUCUCUUCAAGCAAUUUUUCAUAAACUGGAAAUGAAAUUCGAGUCCACACCUGACCUAAUAAUAUUCUGCGCAUGUGCCUUACCUUGCCUCAACCAUUUUGCCUUAUUAAACCAGUCAUUGUGUCUUA
Messenger RNA from Anolis carolinensis (green anole), 1380 nucleotides. RefSeq names its product capping actin protein, gelsolin like (gene capg). Gene Ontology annotation, biological process: central nervous system development; barbed-end actin filament capping; cell projection assembly. The coding region runs from base 238 to 1287 and encodes 349 amino acids. Gene Ontology annotation, cellular component: cytoplasm; actin cytoskeleton. The transcript has 10 exons. The record is from RefSeq and is a predicted model, not a curated record. Gene Ontology annotation, molecular function: phosphatidylinositol-4,5-bisphosphate binding; actin filament binding. NCBI's taxonomy places the organism in Eukaryota, Metazoa, Chordata, Lepidosauria, Squamata, Anolidae.